CAGGAAGAAGUCUCGCGAGACUUGCUUGCUACCUUUGUGUGUGGUGUGUCGUCUGAACGUGCAGAUUCUAAUUUCGUGUCCCGAACUCUCCAGGCUCGGUACCGGACACGCACCAGAGCACCCCGACCCCAGACCGGCACACCUAAGUCGCUUCGACAGAAGCAGCAAACGACCCGACUGGUUUCCAUGGCACUGAGACGUGGACACAUCAGGUAUCUGAAGGUGUGUGAGGUCCAGCCGUCUCAGAGUGACCUCCAGCUCGCCUCCAAAGGAGCUGCUGUGAAGGAGCUGUAUGAUAACGACUUCACGGAGCAGAUGAUGGAGGAGGAGGACUCUAGGACCAACCUGAUCGUGAACUACCUGCCUCAGAGCAUGAGUCAGGACGAGCUGCGCAGUCUGUUCAGCAGCGUCGGAGUCGUGGAGUCUGCCAAACUGAUCCGGGAUAAAGUAGCAGGCCACAGUUUAGGUUACGGCUUUGUUAACUUUGUUAACCAUAGUGAUGCAGAGAGGGCUAUCAGUACCCUCAAUGGCCUGAGGCUACAGUCUAAAACUAUCAAGGUAACGUGCUCCAGGAGCUCUUUGACUUUCCUGUUUCUACUGCUAGAUGUGUUGUGUUCCUGGACAGUAGGGGGCGCUCUCGACUGGCAGAUAAAGGUUUCGUUUGCACGACCAAGUUCAGACAUGAUCAAGGAUGCAAACCUGUACAUCAGCAGUUUGCCCAGAACUGUGAGUCAGCAGGACCUGGAAGACAUGUUUGCUCCUUUUGGACGCAUCAUCAACUCAAGAGUUUUGGUGGACCAGGCUUCAGGUCUAUCUCGAGGCGUUGCCUUCAUUCGCUUCGAUAAGCGAGCUGAGGCUGAGGACGCCAUCAAGCACCUGAACGGACACGUGCCCCCUGGCAGCUCUGAGCCAAUCAUUGUUAAAUUUGCAGCCAAUCCCAAUCAAGGCAGGAACUCUCCGAUGAUGUCACAGGCAUACCACGGCCAAUCACGUCGCUUUGGAGGUCCGGUCCAUCACCAGGCACACAGGUUCAGGUUUUCACCAAUGAGUGUUGACCAUAUGAGUGAAGGGGGAGGAGCUUCUGGGAACUCCUCUCCUGGUUGGUGCAUCUUCAUCUACAACCUGGGUCAGGAGGCAGAUGAGGCCAUGCUGUGGCAGAUGUUUGGGCCGUUCGGUGCCGUCGUCAACGUGAAGGUGAUCCGAGACUUCAACACCACCAAGUGCAAAGGCUUUGGCUUCGUUACCAUGGCGAACUACGAGGAGGCUGCCAUGGCAAUCCACAGCCUGAAUGGGUACCGGCUGGACGACAGAGUCCUCCAAGUGUCCUUCAAAACCAACAAAGGACACAAGUAAGGGGGGUGGGGGGGUUGCCAGUGAGUGGGUGGAGCUUAUAUAUUUGAAAUAGUUUUUUGGCUCUUUUUUUAUUUCAUCUGUUGCAUAACUGAAGACUUUUCUGUGGACAGCAGUCGUCGGUGGACUGUCCCGACCUCCAGUGUUUGACUUCAGCAGCCUUUCAUCACCACGGGUGUAGAGCGUUAGGUUUUAAAUUCCUGUAGAAGUUGUGCCAUGGUGAUGCCGGGUGGAGAACAACCCUUUUAAACCACCAUGUACGCUUGUCUGACUGUUAUUCUGUAAUAAAUGUGCUCAUGGUGAACGA
Nothobranchius furzeri (turquoise killifish) is the source of this 1657-nucleotide messenger RNA. The record is from RefSeq and is a predicted model, not a curated record. Lineage: Eukaryota; Metazoa; Chordata; Actinopteri; Cyprinodontiformes; Nothobranchiidae.